Messenger RNA from Linum trigynum, 552 nucleotides. NCBI's taxonomy places the organism in Eukaryota, Viridiplantae, Streptophyta, Magnoliopsida, Malpighiales, Linaceae. The record is from the annotation of a GenBank genome assembly.
AUGCAGGAGGGUGGUACACCAUCACGGUCGGUUCAGCCUCUGUACUGGCGGAAGCCAUCGAGAGGAUGGGUAUGUUUGAACACGGAUGGAUCGGUAGUGGGUGGGAUGGGGAGCACAGCUGCUGGCGGGGUCUUCCGCAAUGAUGAGGGCCAGUUCUUGAAGGCCUUUGCUGUCAAUUUGGGUAGAGGUUCUGUGACCCACGCGGAACUGGCAGGGAUAGUCCAGGGUCUCCGACUGGCUUGGGAAACUGGAUACAAUAGAAUUGAGGUGCAUACUGAUUCAUCUACGGCGGUCAAGCUCAUUCAGACGGCAGCGGACCAUAAUCCUCAUAGAGGCCUGAUCGCGGCGGCAAGGCAGUUGCUUAGCCUGGAUUGGCAAGUCCGAAUCACCCAUGUUUUUCGAGAAGAAAACUUCGUAGCAGACUAUUUAGCGUCAGAGGGGCAUUCUCUAUCUUUGGGGGUUCAUGUCUUUGAAAACCCGAGUCCCAUGUUACGUUAUUGGCUGUAUUUUGACAAUGCUGGGAUUGAAACCCCGAGGUUGAUUAAUAGUUAA